Messenger RNA from Sebastes umbrosus (honeycomb rockfish), 6209 nucleotides. It is a transcript of the gene cep295, whose product is annotated as centrosomal protein 295. Gene Ontology annotation, biological process: regulation of centriole replication. The transcript is spliced from 29 exons. NCBI's taxonomy places the organism in Eukaryota, Metazoa, Chordata, Actinopteri, Perciformes, Sebastidae. The record is from RefSeq and is a predicted model, not a curated record. The coding region runs from base 325 to 6138 and encodes 1937 amino acids. Gene Ontology annotation, cellular component: centrosome; cytosol; centriole.
GGCGGGUGGUUCAAACAACCGGAUGUGACGUUUCGGACAGACCCGUUGACUGGUUUGUUUUGGUUCUCAGGUUGGCAUGGAGCUGUAAUGACUAACAGAUAAACAGCGUUAUGGGGUUGAGUUGGUCUCUUUUCCGAACUAUUUACAUGAUUUAUUCGCUUUAGUUUCAAACGUUUAUCUUAAAUGUCUCGUUAAGUCGCUCUGGCUGUGAAAACCUUCAACACAAUGAAGCUAACAAGCUAAUAUCCGGCAGCAGGCUAACAGAGCUGAUAACGUGAAGCUAGCUGCUGUUUACUGUUUAAUGUUCAUCAAUAUCUGAAGAACAUGAAGAGAAAAGUGGCCAAAUUAAGACUGAGCCCCAACGAGGAGGCUCGGAUCAUACGAGAGGAGCACGAGAGGAGGAGGAAACUACGAAUACAGCAGGUGCGGGAGCAGCAACGGCACAUCGCGAUGCAUAUCCGCCGAGAGGUUGAGCGGAGACGGCAGCGUGAGCUGGAGCAACUGGAGGAAGAGCUGAGGGAGGACUGGGAGCAACAGCAAAGGGACAAACUCCACACACUGCAGAGGCUGUACGAGGAGAGCCUCCAGCUUCUCGGUCAGGGACACAGGAGUGCAAAAGAAAACGAACCCGACUUGGCAGCCAUAGCUCAGCGGGAGGUGGAAAAUCACGUCAAAGCAGAGGAGCGCUUUCGAGAAGCCCUGAAGGAGCUCAAAUCACAGAGACUUAAAGAUUAUGAGAGGCAAAGCCGAUCCGUCCAUGCCAGGAAGAAGGCUCUACAGGCGGAAAAGGAAAGAUCAGCAAAAGUGGCAAGCCUCCCACCCCCUCUCCCAAACCCCAUUCAGCAGAGCAUCGAUUCCAAGAAACCACAUGUAGUAAAGAAAUCUGAUGUGAGUGCCUUCGCUGCCACGCAUUACCACAUGCCUGAGAGCGCAGUGGACAGAGAGGCGGACACAGAGCAGCCUAAUGCCCACGAGGGAGCUGAGCUGGAGGGGAGGAGACUGCAGGACGUCCAGAGGGAGGAGAAGAGGAGGAGAGAGGAGCAGCUUGAGAAGGCUCGUCUCAGAGGGAAGGAGGCUCUGAGGAGGGAACAUCUCGUCCAGGAUCGUGAGCGCUUGCUUGUUGAACUGGAACACAUGCAGCAGACGGACCUGCUGAGGAGGAGACAACAGGUGUCACAGAUGCCUCCUCAGAUCUUCCAGCCUCUCUAUAAGAGACAGGAGUCGAGGGAGGACUACCAGAGGGAGAUGGAGUUUGCCUUUGAGGACAUGUACACUGGAGAGAGGAGGGUUAAAGGUGACCUGGUAGUCCAGCUGGUACCAGAGCCUCUGCCAGCUCUGUCCACCAGCAGCCAGGACCAGGAGCUGGACGUCACACUGGAUGAAAACGCAACACAAGAAAAAGGAAACGCACACCAUGACACGGAGCAGGAAGCUGGAAGCACGGAGCAGGAAACUGAAGUGGAGCCCUCCAGAGCUGCUCCUAGACAGGCGCUGAAGAAACUCCUGGAUCGUAUCAGGACCCAGAGGAACCAGUGGACCGACCACAACAGUUGUGUACCUGCAGCCGAUUCACCGACCGCCAUCAGCGGUCAGAUCCCAGAGCGAGACUCAACCAUCGACACGGGCUCUCUGACAAGCGAGGAGAAGGAGCCGGCUCACUCACCACCGGCGUUGGAGACGACAAAGCAGCCAGCUUCAGCAAAUCCUCGACUUCCUGAUGUUCUUGCCAACAGAAUCAAAGACUUUGAAGAAGAACGAAAGAAAAGGGAACAGGAGCUGGACAGGGAGAAGCAGCAGCAGCUGGUUUUGCUGCAGGAACUGGAAGAGCAGAAAGCGAAACUGGAGCAGAUGCUGCUUGAAGCUCAGCAGGAGAGAGAAGAUCUGAAGGCUGCUGUCACCCAGCGGGUACUUGUUAACCAACCACAAGUACCUCUCCAUGACCAGGAAGUCACCUCUGUCCCUCCAGUCACUGAGCUGGUGCGCCCUGCAGGUGAAGACGACCACACCAGAAGGAUUAAAGAAUAUCAACAGAGGCUGCUGGAACAAAACCGGAUUCACCAGAGGUCAGUGGAGGUGGCUCGUCAGCGCCUGGAGGAAUACCAGCGAGCUCUACGGAUUCGUCACAACAUGACUUCAGGACUCAUUCACCCACAUCUGCGCGGCGCUCCGUCUGUGCACCUUCCAGCUCCCCUGCAGCUCCCUACAGCUCCUGGAGUGUCUGCAUACAUCCACGCUAAACCACAAACCCCCGUGGAAGUUCCCACAAGAGAGUUUGACAUGUUGGCUUCAUCUUCACGACUUCCAGGCUCCAGUGCAAGCGUUGGCUCCAAGUUGCUGCCGGAUGAAUCUAUUUCGAGCGAUCCCAGGAACCAGAGACCGGACGUCACUGCCUGGCUGACUGACAACAUAAUGGAGAGAGUAACGGAGCAUCUUCCUGAGAGAGUGAGACCCUCCUCAGAGCCACUGCCUUACAAACUGUUCACAACACAUCACUCAGCCAGCAUCCCGCUCCAGCCGACCUCUGAUCCCAUCCAAGCCGUCAGCCCGAGCAUCACAUAUGGUGCACCUCUGGUUCCGGGCCAUGCAGAGGUUAAGCGUGGCUCCCUGAGGACUGGGUCCCUGAGCUCCAGAGAGGACGACGACAUGGAGAGGCAGAGACGAGAGCUGCAGGAGGUCCAGAGACGGGUGCUGCAGCAGAGGGAGGCGGCGGCGGUGCUGCAGCAGCAGAGGGAGGCGCUGGCGCUGCAGCAGCAGAGGGAGGCGGUAGCGCUGCAACAGCAGAGGGAGGCGGUGGCUCUGCUGCAGCAGAGGGAGGCGGUGGAACUGCAGCGGCAGCAGAGGGAGGCGGUGGCGCUGCAGCGGCAGAGGGUGGCAGCGGCGCUGCAGCAGAGGGAGGCGGUGGAACUGCAGCGGCAGCAGAGGGAGGCGGUGGCGCUGCAGCGGCAGCAGAGGGAGGAGGUGGCGCUGCAGCAGCAGAGGCAGCAAGAAGAGGAGAGGCAGAGACAGGAAGUGGAGAUCGAGCAGAUGAGGUGGCAAAAGGAGACGUUGCAGGCUCUGAUUGAUACUGAUGCACAACCAGCUCCAGAGGCUGCCGGUGAAAUGUUGGUUUCAGAGGACAUCAAUCAGACCCGCCUCAAAUUACUUGUGUCCCUGUUGAGAGCUAUAGAGGAAUCUAACGGAGGAACGUUGUCACACCUAGAAGAGCCUCAGAAGAAAGAUGGCUCCCCUCCGCAACCGCCAUCUAACAGUGGUGAGACAGCUUCAUCAAUAUCGUGGAGUAAUUUUAAAAUUUUCCAUGAAGAUCUCAUCUCUCAGAGCGAUGUUCCUGCUGGACCUGCCCUGGCGUCAGUCCUCCCCUCAGGACUCUUCCCUCCUCCUCGAGCAGCAAAGCCCCCGGUGAGCCGCGUCAGGCUGGGCGUCAUGGAGAUGAUGACUGAACAACAUGAGCUGAGUGCUAUUCAAGAGGUGGAGACACCAGUCAACACCAGCCAAGUCACAGGCCCGGAGGACACAGUGACGGUUCCUUCACACACUCUGGCCUGGGCUCAGCAGGAGGAUUCAGAAUCGUCGGUGGCCUCUGACAGGACCCCGCAGACACCCUCUUGGUCCAGCAGCGAGCAGCGGACUGCUGAGCGAUCGACCGGCUCUGAAACAAGAUCAGGAACAUCCAGCCCUCUCGUCUGGAGAGAGAGGCUGCUGAUGGGGGCAGAAACAUCUCCAGAAUCCUUAGAGUCUGAUUCAGCCCUGAGGAGAAUCUCAGUGCUUUCCUCUGACUCUGGGAGAGGAGCCGACGACUACUCUGGUCCUGCAGUCACAAGCUACAGAUCCCCCACAGAGUCUGCACACAGGACUCCUGAUUCUGACUGCCCCUCCUCCACCACCGUCUCCACCGGCAGCUACAUCACCACCGAUCCUGAGCAAAACGUGAACACUGAUAAUUCCUCACCUCUGAGACGAGGAGCAUGUUUACUCGAAGUCUCCUCUUCAUCUGGUCAGAGCAUCUGUAUUGAGGACAGCUCGGCUGCAGGCCGUCCUGGUCUGGCUGUAGACUCUCUGUUUAAUAACAGCAGCAUCCAGAACAUCAUAGACCGAUACACAAGGGAGCUUAACAUCUCCCUCAGCACCGCUGGCAAAACCACAGACAGUGAAGGCUCAUACGUGGAGGAACCCGGCUCUUCAGUUUCUCAGCAGUCUUUGGCUCAAGUCUCGGAGAGGAGAGGGGAGGAUGAAAGCUCUACGGCUCGUCGGUCUCUUUCCUCAGACACUGCAGAAGCACAGAGGAGUGGCCUGGACAGGGCCAAUGCAGUCAAUCCAAUCCUGGAGCACUUCUCCGGUGAGGACCCAUCACUUGCUGAGGACUCUUUCAGACCUCUGAUUGGCCAACACACAGACCAGUCAUCCUGUCUCGCUGCUGAGCAGAGGGACUCGACCAUGGAGCGACUGGUCGGUCAACCGUCGGCUCACUCGUCGAUGAUUGGUCAGCUACCAGGUCCGGCGGUUUCAGUGAGCUUCGAUCAAGGUGGAUGGGAUUCUACUCUGAGUCGGAUGAUUGGUCGGCUCUCCCAUCAGUCCAGCUCUCAUUGGCUGAGUGGUGGGCAGGACUUUUACGCAGGUCAGCUGAUGGGUCAGGUGCCAUCGGAUCAGUCGGCCACAUGGCUGGAUGGAGGCCCGGAGGAGAGCCGGAUGAGACCGCUGGUCGGGGAGCUGGAUGAGUCUGCUGGCCAGCACAGUGGAAGCUCAGGUGAAAGAACACACGUGGAUCUUGGUGUCUCAACUGAUGCCAGUGUGCCGUCGUACCCAGCGUUUCCUCCCGAAGCCUCAUCUCACAGAGUCUCCGUCCAGGGUGUGAGUCCACAUCCACGGGACCAAACCAGUCCAGUGGACCUUGACACAGAGAGGACUGAGGUGUUUCCAGGCUCAGACUCAUUCCACCCGCUGCUGGCUGAGGUCACCCACAACGAAACCGCAGACCCCUCCACGAUCUUUCACCUGCCCGGACACGAUGAGCCCGCCUCCCCUGCAGGGGAACGCAGUGUUUCCACAACCAACACUGAUCCUUCUGUUGACUCUGAACCGUCACCUGAGCGCAUCAGAGCAGACGAAUCGUCCAACUGCGUGGCAGCUUUCCCCUCCUUGCAUGAAUCCUUCUCCCAGCUCAUCACCUCCCAGUGCCGUCCCCAUGAAUCUGUCCUCGUGGUGUCUCCCACCACGAGGACAGAUGUGGAGCUAACCGCUCUGAGCCUGUCAAAUUUAACCAUGUGUGAUGAAACACCUACUGUGGGAAUGCCGCAACCGGAGGGAGCCGCAGACAGAAACAUCUCAGAUAUGAUAUUGGAAGCUGCCAGUGAGAAGGGGAUCCUGGAGCAGUCAGAGAUAACACUAGUGAGCCUGGCAGACACCACAAUGGAGGACCAAGAGACCUGCAUCACUGAAGAAGAGGGACUCCUUGAAGACAAACCUUCAGAUGGGGUGAGAGAGGAAGGACAGAAAGGCCGAGAGACAGAGGGGUCCGAAUCCACGUUAUCACUGGAUAAGACUCCAGAGAACAAGAACCGAACACAUCCAGAUUCAAAGAUGCUCCUGGAGUUUCAGCGGGGUCCGAGCAGAGGCCUGCAGGAGGUCCACCAGCAGAAGCGCAGAGCGCUGCUCGAGAGAUCGUCCCGCAGGGUGGAGCAAAUCAAGGCCAAAGGGGCUCUCGCCAAGAUUCAACCUGAGAUCCGAGCUCUGUCUGAAGCCAGAGAGCCGUCUAAAGCUACGCAGCCUCAACCAGCCACCUGUAAGACAAAGUCCGAACCUCAACAUAAGACUAUUGCCAAGUCAAAGGAAGGGCAGGCUGAGCCGCAUCUAACUACUGAGAAAUCUGGCUUCAUCAAGCUGAAAAAGCCCCAGCUUCCAUCUCCAGUGAGUGAUUCCAGGCUGAACCAGGUGGACGAGGUGAAGAGCUGCACACCGGAGCAAAGGAAACAGGAUGUUUCUAAGAUGCACCAGAGAACUCAGAGACUGUACGAGCAGCUGGAGGAGGUGAAGCAUCAGAAAGCCAUCAGGAACAAACAGGAAGCUUACGCAAAAAACAGACUGAAGGCCAGAGAGUUCCACAAGAAAACCUUACAGAAACUUCGUGCCAAGCAGACUCUAUAGUCACUCUGAAUGUAAAUUUAAGUUUAUUUGUAAAGUUUUAUCAAUAAAGCAUUUUAAGAUAUUUGAAUCCA